AUGUCGAACGACAAGGAUCUUACUAAACAGAAGAGAAUCAGAACGGGUCAUCGGUCAUAUAUCAAAAAGCUUUUUGCAACCUCAGACGAGUUAAUGUCAGCGGACGUUCCCGACGUCAACAAAAUCGAAUGUAUGAAAAUUUCAUUGACUGAUAGAAUGUCAACAAUACAAGGCCUUGAUGAUGCAAUACUUCUUCUUGUCGAAGAAGAAAGCAUUGUUAAGGAAAUCGAAGAAGCGGGCGAAUUCAAGGAAAUGAUUCAAAUGUAUUUGGUAAAUAUAAACAGUUUACUCAAGAAACUUCAACUCACAACAAGUCAGGCGCCCGUAAACAAUGAUCAUUCACUGGGAAACACAGGGGAUUCAAGUUUUACUGAAGUCACACAGGUACGAACUAAACUUCCUAAAUUACAACUUAACAAAUUCAAUGGUGACCCAAAAGUCUGGAAUGAAUGGUGGGAUAGUUACAAGUGUGCUAUUCAUGAUAAUACACAUAUGUCUGAGAUGGAGAAGUUUAAUUAUUUGCGAAGUUAUCUGCAGGGUGAAGCUGCAUCUGCGGUUGCAGGCUUACAAUUGACAUCUGCAAAUUAUACAAUUGCACUGGAUUUAUUAAAGGGGCGUUUCGCACAAAAACAAACCAUUAUUAAUGCUCAUAUGGAUGCUUUACUCAAGUUAGAAGGCACAACUUGUAACUCAGAUGUAAACAAAAUCAGAAGGGUCUAUGAUAGCAUAGAAGUUCAUGUAAGAGGUCUCAAAACACUCGGGGUUGAAUCUGAGCAGUACGGCACAUUACUUGUCCCUAUCAUUUUGUCAAAGGUUCCGGAAGACCUUCGACUUAUUCUAAGCCGUCAAAUUAGUACAGAAAAUUGGAAGCUAGAUGAGAUUUUGAAACAUUUACGAACAGAAUUAGAAGCGAGAGAAAGGUGUGCUAGUUCUACUAUCAAGGAAAAUAUCAAGGAAACUUCCAAACAGAGUUCGAAGGAUGGAUCUAGCCCUAAGGGGGAUGGGGGACGUUCAAAGGGUAGUUAUUUAUCAGCAGCUGCUCUACAAGCUCAAGGAAUUAAGGUAUCGUGUACAUAUUGUCGAAAGGCUCACGCCUCAUUUAAGUGUGACGUCAUAACAAAUGUUCAAGCAAGAAAGGAGCUAUUGAAAAAGGAAGGACGGUGUUAUGUCUGCUUGCGAAAGUCACACUUAGCAAAGGAUUGCAAUGGCAAGUCUUGUUUUAAGUGCAAUAAACGUCAUCAUCCCAGUAUCUGUGAGCAAGCCCCACAAACCCCACCCCUACAACAAGAGCAAAAUAAGGGUGGUGGCAAGCCACCUGUGGACGGUGCUAAAGAAACAACAGCUACCUAUGUGUUCACUGAAGCGAAGACAUCUGUGUUAUUACAAACGGCUAUAGCAACUGUUAUCAAUAGUGAAGACCCAGAGAAAUCCAUUCAAGCAAGAAUAAUUUUCGACAGUGGUAGUCAGAGGUCAUAUGUUACCCAUCGCAUCAAAGAAUCAUUAAAUCUACCAACAAUUAAGAAAGAAACUCUCAUGAUAAAAACGUUUGGUUCGAGCGUUGGUCAGCUUCAAACGCAAGAUCUUGUACAACUCACGGUGAAAGGAGAAGACUCCAAUCAAAUUGUUCAGCUUAAUGCAUUUACUAUACCGACAAUUUGCUCACCAUUAAAGAACCAAGCUAUUGAAAUUGCUUGUCAUAAUUAUUCCCAUCUUCAAGGACUCAAGCUUGCAGACAUUGGUCCGGAAAGUAACAUUGGUUCUGAAGUAGACAUUCUAAUUGGCGGUGACUAUAAUUAUUGGCAUUUCUUGAACGGAGACAUAAGACGGGGGGAGCUUGGCCCUGUUGCUGUAAACUCCAUGUUUGGGUGGGUUCUUUCGGGCCCAGUUGACGAUGAGGUUGAAUCAACUCAAGUGAAUUUAACCAGCACACAUGUUCUUCGAGUAAGCAAUGAAACAGCUACCAUCCAUCCUGGAGACAAACGUCUGGAGAAGCAACUACGUCAAUUUUGGGACCUCGAAGCAAUCGGGAUUUCUUCAUCUGAAGAGACCAUACAAGAUCAAUUCAAGAAGGAUGUCGACUUCAAAGAUGGCCACUACGAGGUGAAAUUGCCAUGGAAACCAUCUCAUGACACACUCCCAGACAAUUACCAGUUAUGUAGGCGACGUUUAGGAUCCUUGGUGGGCAAGUUAAAGGCACAAAAAAUUAUCGAAGAAUAUGACGGUGUAAUCAAAGAUCAGCUCAAAAUGGGAAUCAUUGAAGAAGUCAACCCAAGCGGUGCAUCAACAGUUGGUAUAACACAUUAUAUUCCUCACCAUCCUGUUAUCAGACGUGAUAAGAAUACCACAAAGCUCAGGAUUGUUUACGACGCGUCAGCGAAAGUUAAUAACAAUCCAUCUCUAAACGAAUGCUUGUAUAAAGGCCCGUGCCUUCUGCCAAAGUUAGCUGAUGUGUUAAUGAGAUUCCGGACGAACAAGGUGGCCCUGAUUGCAGACAUUGAGAAAGCUUUUUUAAUGGUCUCUGUGUUACCUGCAGAUCGAGAUGUUCUUCGGUUUCUGUGGAUUGAUGAUACGGACAGUGAUAAUCCUAAGGAAGUCAUAUAUCGGUUUUGUCGUGUGGUAUUCGGUGUUACAUCAAGUCCGUUCUUAUUGAAUGCUACUCUUGAAUAUCAUAUAUCGAACUAUCGUCAGAACGAUCCAGAGCUCGCAAGAAGAAUCAUUGACAGCUUGUAUGUAGAUGAUCUAAGUACGGGAGAGCAAACCGACGACAAAGCAUUCGCAACCUACCUCAAGUUGAAGGAGAUUAUGAAGAUAGGCGGUUUCAACUUGCGUAAGUGGUGUUCUAACUCUGCUAGUCUUCGAAGACAAAUCCAGUGCGAAGAAUCAGAGUCUGAUCCACCAGGAGACCAAGAUCAAACACAGAAUCAAGAAAUCAUGGAAGAAGAUCUGUCGUAUGCAAAGUUAUCCUUAAUAACCGAAUCCUCAAAUUUAAACCAGGCAGAGCAAAAGGUUUUGGGUCUGAAUUGGAACUUUGCAAAGGACACAUUCGUUUUCCGGUUUGACGACAUAAUCAAACUAGCGAGUGAAUUCCCUUCUAGUAAACGAAGUAUUUUAAAGAUCAUUGCCAAGGUGUUCGACCCGUUGGGUGUUCUUACCCCUAUAUUUACUGAAAUGAAGGUUUUAUUCCAAGAACUUUGUCAAAGCAAAUUGGGCUGGGACGAACCUUUAUCCGAACUGUUAUAUCAUAAGUGGCAAAGCUGGUGCGAUGAAUUGAACAAGGUUGGGUACAUCGAAAUUCCACGGUGUUACUUGAGUAACUCGGCAGACGGUUCUAUUUCUUAUCAGUUGCAUGGAUUUUGUGACAGUUCGCGUGUCUGUUACGCAGCCGUUGUCUAUUUGAGAGUCGAGACCGAGGUCGAUAUCCGUACUUCAUUAGUUAUGUCGAAGACAACAGUAGCUCCACUUUCCCAGACUUCAAUACCAAGACUUGAACUGUUAUCUGCUUUAAUCCUUGCACGAUUAAUGGCUAAAGUUAUGUCAGCGCUUCAAUCGGUAAUCGAUAUUGACAUAAUAAAAUGCUGGACGGACUCGAUCACAGCAUUGUUUUGGAUUCAGGGGAAAGAAAAGGAAUGGAAGACGUUUGUGGAAAACCGAGUCAAUGAAAUUCGUAGUUUAGUGCCGGUAGAAUGUUGGUCUCACACUCCCGGAAGGGAUAACCCGGCAGACAUUCCUUCGCGGGGAGCAAAGGCGUCACAAUUACAGACUAGCGACACUUGGUUUCAUGGUCCUUCGUGGUUGGUUUGCGAUGAAGGUGAAUGGCCAGCUUCUAAACCCCUUUCCCAACCUUCGGACGAAUGCAAUCAAGAACUAUCUACCAUUCUCGCAGAAAUCGAGGUUGUUUUGAAUUCACGUCCCUUGACAUACUCGUACAGCGAUGACAUCGAAGAAGCGAUCACACCCGCACAUCUUAUUAUCGGGCGUAUUGCUUCAUGAAUUAUUAAUGAGUUUUUGAACAAGUUUUAUUCAGUAUUUCAAUUCAUGACAAAAACUAUAUAGCGUAAAGGAGUUUAACUGAAAUUAAAAGAACCUACUUAAACAUGAGUUUCAGUAGCAUAUACUCUGUUGCCUGUUUUUUGUUCUCUUUUACAUAUUCUUUAUUAUUUUUUAUAAAAGUUGUCUAAGUCUUACAGACUAAGCAGAGGAAAUCAAAGCUAAAGUAAAGUUUAUGUAAAUUAACAUGAUUUUUAUGAUAUCACAUAUAAACCAUCUGCACGUUCGUGAUUUCCUUUGUCUUUUCGGCUCAUGAAUUAUUAAUGAAUUAUAAGAGUAAUGAAUAUUUACAAAUAUAGCUUUGUGGUUAUACGUCUUGUCUCUACAGCUGUUUCCUUCGCUGAGAGGCUUACAUGACGUUUCUAGUGAGGGAAAGGUGAGCGUGCAGGGAGUGAUAAGAUCUUCCCAUCACUCCCCGCGCGCCCACUUUUAUUCAGGAAACUUCAUGUAAGUUUUACGAUUAGCAUUUCUAUAACGCAAAUUUACACAAAUUUACAUACUAAUCUAGACUAUUUUAUCUUUGCAACUUAUUUGUAAACUUACCCCAGAUUAUUUUAUCUUUACAUGUUAUUUAUGAACUUCAUGUAAGUUAAUUUCCUCCCUUCAUUAAAUUCUCAGUUCAAAUUUAUAGGUCAUUACUACUAUUAUUUCGUAGCAUAUUUGGGCAAUAGUAUAUCUACAAAAUUUGAAUCAAAAACCAUAGACGGAUUUUCAUAUUUAUUACUGGGGUGGUGCCAGAAAUUUUAGGGGGGUGAGCCGUGAGCAGGUGACUGAAGCAACACAAAGUGUCACCAAACCCCAGUAAGGUCUAUAUUCUAGGGGUGGAGCACUAGAGCCGCGAGGGGGAGUCUAGAGAGCAGAAAACAAAGUACCCCAGGAAACAUUUGAAAAAAAUCAUGAUUUCUAGCUUCGAAAGAAAGUUUUUUGAAGUUGUCAAUUUGUCAUAUCAAUGGAUUUGGCAUGUCCGAUUGUCUGUUGAGACUUGAAAGAGUUAAAGACUUAAAGUUAAAUGAACCUGUAAAGUGUAAACCCAAUAGGCCAAUACACAAUAUGCUUUUACUUUUAUAAAGUCAUUGACAUUGUGUUGUUUGAAUCCGAGUACAAUUUAUGAUGCAACUCCGAUGUAAAUAAUAUCUGGAGCGUAAAGAUUAAAUCUAGGCAAGUCUAUUUCCUAAAAGAAUUAAAAACUAAAAAUAGUGUUCGUAAAAAUUCCAAACGUUCCUUGCGUGCAAGCUAUUCGCAUGACAAGGCACUGCAAACUCUAUUCAGGGAAGAUAAUAGAGUUUCAAAACUUUACAAUUGCUCCAAUAAACCAGUGAAUGCAAGCGAGGAGCGAUUAGUUUCAGACUGUUGCACUGUCUUUUUCUGUUCGAGUGUACUCCUACGUUUAUUUUGUAUCAUCAACACUUUGCACGUUGGAGUGGACUAUUUAAUUAUUUAUUUAUUAUGCCGAAUAUUGGGGGGGGGGGUUGAAAAUUAUUUUGGAGGGGUGGACAUUUUGUUUGGGGGGGGGGUUAUAGCUAAUAUCGGGGUGGUAGCAUCCCCCUGCACCCCCCCCCCCAGAAAAUCCGUCUAUGUCAAAAACUGAUUUAAUAGGCUACUUUGAGUAUACAAGCUUGCAGAUAAUACUAUAGGUUUCACUUGGAAAGAUAUUUUACCUGUAGUGUAGGUUUAGGUAUCUAAACAAUAACUAUUACAAGACGUGUAAAGGCCUGUUCAGCACAUCGCAAGGGUUGUGUGUGUAGGCACGGGGGAACAGUAUAAUCCCAUUUUCCCAAUCAAACAUUUUGUCUAAACACUCAGUCACACUAUACCCCCCUUUAGCUUCUCCCCCUCCCCCUCACCCUCACCCCAAGGUUAAGUAUAGCUCUGGUAGACAGAUGUAGCCUGAAAUUUUAGGAAUACUGCAUGGUGUAUUCAUGACCCAGUAUUAUCUAGUAUAUUGGUAUUCUGGUAACCCCUAGCUGGUUAUAGGCUAGCUGCAUGUCAGCAUGUGUAGUUCUUUGACGGCUCUUGCUUGUCCUAAAUUUAACAAGUGAACUGAGUGCUUGUGUAACUAUUUAUCGUUUUUGGCUGUUUUGGACGUUGAAUUUCUUUCGAAUAUAACUCAUUGAUGAAUUUGCAAGACUCUAAAUGAUUUUUUUUCCAUAGGAAAGUUUGAAAUUAGUCCCAGUCCAAGAUGGCCUUAUCUUACCAUACGACUGCAAUCGUUUUCCUCAUGUGCUACUCGUUAACAACGUUUGCUCAAGAAAAACCAACAUUUCAGCCAGGAAACAACACGAUCGUUCGAUGUAAGAUUAACAGAAAUACUUUGAAUGGAACAAGUAACUCAACCAACUGCAAACUUCAAAUCGACGAACCUGAAUCAACAAUAUCGAAGAUAUAUUGCGUUUGCAGCACGAGUCUACCACAAAUAUCGUUAACUUAAAAGUCACUGUUGUUUCUGAAAAUGAGACUCGGUGUUUCCCAAAAACGAAAUGGCCUUGGGCGAAUGAAAUUGGUCGAACUAUACUUUCGUUGGCUUUGCGCGCUAAAGAUACUAUUUUCAAUUCUCCUCUUUUUACUUUGAUAUUAGAGGUCGGGACUCAUGAAGUGGAUAUUCAAGUCACGGAGGAAACAGAUGGUUGUUUGCCACCUGGGGACGAAGGAAUCGAUCGGAUUUUCGACUUUCUGUUGCAUCGGCUUUCGCAAACUAAAGAUACAAAAUAUUUUGGACUGUGUCGAGUAAAAACUCAUGGAACAUACAACUGUUGUCAAAUUACUCGUGGCAGAAACCUGACAAUUUGUGAUAAUUAUUCAUCUCUUGUGGUCGAUUUUGCUCUUCCAGCGAUAAUAGUCAUAUUUUCUUUAUCAUUUUUCAUGGUUAUACCUUUUGUGCUGGAGCACAUUAUAACCUAUCCAACUAUUAAGUUUUAUAAAACUUCUGACAGUCCUAUGUCUCUUACUUCUAUCCUAUCCAUGAUGUUUUUUGAAGGUCGUGGUCCAGCUAUGUCUUUGUUCAGAAAAUGUGUAUUCGCAUUACUUUUAUAUGCAGUGUGUUUUCUUCCCAAUUUUACUGCGUCUGAAGAGUUAGAAAUAGUAUUUUGGGUAUGGGCGGGUUUUUUUGUCAUAUCGUCGUACGAUGUUCUGAUGACGCACGAGGAAUGCAAAAUGGGCAAAGGGGAAUGCAAGAGACCGAAGUGGGAUAAGAAUUUAAUCUUUUGUUUCAAAAUUCCAUUCUUUCUUUUUCAAAAUUCUAUUUCUUUCUUUCAAAAUUCCAUUCAUUCUUCCUUUCAAAAUUCCAUUAAUUUCUUUUUUGAUGGUGAGAGAAAUAGUGCUACGAAUAUUUUUCAUUGCAUUGUCUCAUAUUUAUGGGAUUUGAUUUAUGGUUUAAUUAUUUGGGUUUGGGCGAUUGUGUAUUUUUCCAUUUUUUAUCCACUUCUAUUAGUGAUAUGUUUGUUAAAAUUUGCUAUAUGGGACUUAGCUUGUUUUUUUAUUUGGCCAUUUUGUCGUGCAGAACAAUGGGAAGAAAACGUUUUGCUGUUAUUUAUAAGAUUGCCAACUUUGGGCCUUAGCGUCUUUUUUGCAGGCAUGAUUCUUAUGCUUGCUGUUGCAAUAGUCGUUGGUUUCGUUCUUAACGCGGAAUAUUUUGGUCCUUUCGUUGUGCCCAUUGUGACUCUGAUAACUUACCUUUGGAAGAAUUGGAAGUUUUCUGUGGAAGGAGAAUUUUUGAACCUUAAAACAUCAAUUAUUAAAAUUUGCAAGGAAAGAGCACCUUCCAGAGAAGAUGAAAAUAUCUCAGUAAACAAUACCACAGAUAACAGUGAAUUGUCAGGUGCGGCUCGCUUUUUCGAUUUUAUAUGCUCUUGCCUACGAGAUACUAGCAAAGAUCCACACACCUGGGAAUGUUUUUGCUGCAAUAAACAGGACGCAAGUGGAAACGGUGGUAGUCAACAUCCAACGCGGAGUAGAGGUAGUGGAACUAUUGAGAGUAAUAAAGAAACCAGCGAAUCCACGCCAUUAGUAAACCGCGAAAGAGGCAAAAAUUAUCUUGGGAGCACGGGCAUUAAUGAUAACAAUGAUGAUAGCAGUGUUACUACACCAAACACAGAUACCAAUCAGCCUUCCAGGGGCGGAUCUAGGAAUUUUCGUACGUUAGUCAAAUUUUUUCCGAGUUGCUGCCAUCCGGGGGGGGGGCUUUUACUUUCUGUCUGCGGGGGUUAUUCGUUGUUCGCCCGACAGCCGACGUGAUUGUAUUGUCACGAUAUUGUAGUGUCGCGCGAUUGUCUGGAAUUUUGUUUUACACAUCGACAUGUUCUUUUAAUAAAUAAAUUUUUGACCCUCCUGUCAACAAAACGCCAUAUUAUAUAACAAACGAAUGGUCGGAAACUGUUAAUAAUCAAUACAUUUAGUAUAAAAUAAUGUUUUGUUCACACGUGGGAGUCAGAACUGUAAUGAAUCGGAAAGUUCCAGAAUACACUGGUUGUUGCUGGGAGGUUUUUAGUGAGAGAUUUUGCGAAAUUAGGAUAGCUCGUAGUGUCGAAUAAAAGCUAAAAGAAACUAUUGUGUUGAGGAUUAUCUCGGGGGCAAUUCUCAACAAGAUUUCACACGAACAAUCACAAAAUCCGCUUACUUCUAGAUAUCGUAUUACAACACAGCAUAACACCCGACCAUGCAAUCUCAAAAUUUCCAGAUUCAGUCGCUACUAUUACUAAUACAUCAAUUAAAUAUUGCCCGUCUGCCCGAUACAAAUAUAAACGAACACAAAAGCGGUUAAUACUUUAUAGCUUUAACUAUGGUUACACAGUUAAUUUAAGCAGCCAAACUGCCAAACCGCUUUUAUAUCUUAAUACCGCCGUCAAUAUAAAGCACAGGUUAAGGUUUUAAAGCUUACUUAGUACCAGGUCUACCAGACUAUCAACUAAAAUAUAAAUAUAAUCUCCUAACCUUAUCGCCGUACAUUUCUAUUGUGGUGGACGAGCACCGAAUUGAAAUCUCUAGCGAGACUCUGGUUCUGGUGAUAUAGUUGUGGAUAGACUUGGUAUGAAUAGCUUCAAUAGCGGCUAAAAGCUCUUCGAUAUAUCGAUCUUGUAUUGAAGUAUUGAUAUGCUUUAAAAGAUCUGUGUUCACCAUUUUUAGACUGGACAGUCUCGUAUAAACUUUAUAUUGCGGGAACCACUGAGUAUUUUUACACAUAGUUUCAUAGAUUAUAUAUUGUCGUUGUACUCGUAAGUCAAUUUAAUCUUCGCGGUGAAUAAACUUUCCGCCGGAGUCAGAUGAGGCAAAAAAUAUGAGCCAAGACAGCCAAUGAGAGAAGAGAAUUUGGUCUUUUUCGACCAAUCAGAAGUUCAAAUAUUGCGCAAAUAAGGCAGACCCCCACGAAGAUGAGGCAAAAAAGUUGAACCAAUGAGAGAGGAGAAUUCUCCUUCAAUCAGCCAAUCAGAUACCUCAUAGAUGACGUAAAUAAGGCAGACCCCCACGAAGAUGAGGCAAAACCAUUCUCGACCAAUCAAAUGGCUAGAAUCUGCCUCAAGUAAGUCAAGGCCACUGAGCUUACAACCGCUGAAUGAAACUUGAUAACUGGACUAUUGUGAAUAUUAAUUACAUUUGCUAUCACUGCAGGAAGGAUUAGAACUGGAGUACUGGACAAUUUUAUGAAUCAGUAAUUAUCUGCGCAAUUUUUACGUUAGUCGCGCGACUUAUUUGACAACCCCUAGAUCCGCCCCUGCAGCCUUCAACAUCUGGGAACGGUGACAAUACAGAAUUAGCCAGUAACGAUGAAAAUGGUGGAGAAGACAAACUCAUCAAGUUUGACGAACAUGGCGAAGCAAUGAUUUCGAAAAAUCUUUACGACAGCGUUACCAAAGAAAUUCUCCCUUUAGAGAACCUUUUGUUUUAUUUCUUCAGAAGAGCAAUUUUUAUUUGCUUAUAUGCUUUUGUGAUGUUCCGUUAUGAUUCUAGUGCGGGAUUCGGGCGCUUCUCUAAGUGCACAAGCAAUCAACGCUAUUGUGAGCGCCUUGAUACCUUUUAUUUUUGACACCAUAUUCGCCGACCACCAUUCGCCGCAAAAGAUGUGCGUAGAUAUGGCAACGAGGGAAAAACUUGAACAUAUCUUGAAAGUCGAUAAACGUGAAAACAACAGAAUUUUUGUAAAAUUGAUUAACAUUAACAUUAACAACGGUAAAAGUCAAUCAAACAAGGUGACGAAGAAGACAGAGAACAUGCAGAGACAGCAGACUGAGCAGAGUGAUGUCUAG
Paramuricea clavata is the source of this 10283-nucleotide messenger RNA. The record is from the annotation of a GenBank genome assembly. NCBI's taxonomy places the organism in Eukaryota, Metazoa, Cnidaria, Anthozoa, Malacalcyonacea, Plexauridae.